Molecule: messenger RNA, 6094 nt
Organism: Thamnophis sirtalis
Lineage: Eukaryota; Metazoa; Chordata; Lepidosauria; Squamata; Natricidae
Source: RefSeq, a predicted model, not a curated record
GACUCGUCCGCCGCUCGGCUGUUUCCGGAGAGGCCUGUUUGCCGUAGCCGCCUUCUCGGCCUGGCCGACUUGCGAGGUCGGGUUUGGGGAGCCGGGAGGCGGCCGGCGGGAUGGAGGCUGUGCCCCGCAUGCCCAUGAUCUGGCUGGAUCUCAAGGAGGCCGCCGAGUUCAGCUUCCAGUCGGCCGUCAAGAAGUUUGUGCUGAAGAACUACGGAGAGAAUCCGGAGGAUUAUAACGAGGAGCUGAAGAAACUUGAACAGCUCCGGCAGAACGCUGUCAACGUGCCGAGGGAUUUCGAAGGAUGCAGCAUUUUACGGAAAUACCUGGGCCAACUUCACUACCUCCAGAGCCGAAUUCCGAUGGGUGCCGAACAAGAAGCGUCGGUCCCCAUCACUUGUUACACAUGGGAAAACAGGCAGAGGAGCAGCAGAAGUACGGUGAGCGGGUCACCUACUUCCAGAGCGCCUUGGAUAAACUCAACGAAGCCAUCCGAUUGGCCAAGGGCCAGCCCGAAACUGUUCAGGAGGCUCUGAGAUUCACCAUGGAUGUCAUCGGAGGGAAGUAUAAUUCAUCCAAAAAAGAUAACGACUUUAUCUACCACGAGGCCGUCCCCGCGCUGGAUACCUUGCAGUCUAUUAAAGGGGCGUCGUUGGUGAAAGCGCUCCCCGUCAACCCCACCGAUCCAGCCGUAACUGGCCCUGACAUUUUCGCCAAACUGGUGCCAAUGGCUGCCCACGAAGCCUCUUCGCUCUACAGCGAGGAGAAAGCCAAGCUGUUGAGGGACGUCAUGGCCAAGAUCGACGCCAAGAACGAGAUUCUCGAGCAGUUCAUGGACUCCCUGCAGCUGGACCCUGAGACGGUGGACAAUUUGGAGGUGUACGACCACAUCCCGCCCGUCUUGAUGGAGAAAUGCGCGGCGCUCAGCGUACGCCCAGAGACUGUGAAAAACCUGGUCCAAUCUAUGCAAGUCCUCUCCGGGGUCUUCACUGAUGUGGAAGCCUCCCUGAAGGACAUCAAGGACCUGCUGGAGGAAGACGAGAGCGAGGAGCAGAAGCUUCAGGAGACCCUGGGCAAGGCCCAUCCAUCUCCCCCAGACCCCGCGGUCCCCUCUACUGGUGGGGUGGCCGAAGUGUCCAAGGAGUGGGCCAAAUACCUGGAGGUCCACCAGAAGGCCAGCUUCACCAACACCGAGCUCCACAAAGCCAUGAACCUCCACAUCACCAACCUCCGGCUCCUCAGCGGGCCCUUGGAGGGAGUCAAGGCCACCCUGCCUUCCCCCAGCCUCUCAGAGGUCCUGACGCGAUUCCGGCUUCACCUAGCUCACUGGCGAUGGACUGAGAUCUUCUCCGGCAAAGCUGUUACUCAUGAAGAUAUCAAAUACGAGCAGGCCUGCGUCCUCUACAAUCUGGGAGCCUUGCACUCCAUGCUGGGAGCCAUGGACAAACGGGUCUCUGAAGAGGGUCAAGCUCAGGAAUGUCUCCUGGAGAAAUCCAUGCUGGACAACCGGAAGAGCUUCCUGGUGGCUAGGAUCAGUGCCCAGCCAAACCUCCGUGCUCAGCCUCACCGCUUCCAUCUCUGUUCUUCUUCCAACAGGGAGAUGAAGAAGAAGGCUCCCUCACGGCCCACCACCUCGAAACCCGUCCUCCAAAAGAAGGCUUCGGAGGCAGAGUUGGCCUGCGAGCCACUGGGCCUGGCCUCCAUCUCGCUGGCCGAUUUGCCUGAGGAGCUGCGUAGCCUCCCGCCGGAAGUCCUGGCCGCUCACCUGGCGCAACUCCCCGCUGAUGCUCUGGCCGCGCUACGUAGUGAGCCGCCUUUGCCCACUGCAGGGAUCAGGAAUCCUGUGGGUGAAGCCUUUGCGGGGGUCCUCCCGCUCAGGCCACCCUUUGACCCGGGCCAGUUCCCAGUAACCGGACCCCCUCCUCGACCAUACCAGCCAGCCAGGAUGUCCACUGCCUCUGGACAAGCUCCUUUCCCUGUACUAGCUCCCCGCAGCUCUACAGCGUCUCCUUUGCCGAAUUCACAGGUCUACCCACCGGGGGUUGCCACUGGUCGAGUCCCAGCCCACGUCCCACAUCAGCCGGUGUAUCCAGGUCCACCUCUGCCACCUUCAAGGACAUCCCCACAACACGUACCAAUGUCUCGUCCUCCCCCAGGGUCGGUUUACGGGGUCGGACCGAUGGCGCCAUCUAGUGGGGUGCUGCCGGCUGGCCCACCCACCCCUCUAGCCAUGAGACCGCCAAUCCCGGUGUCUGGCCACUUUGUGGCUCCUCAUUUCCCACCGCACACGCAGGGUGUACGGCCCGCCACUACCACAGUGGACAGCCUGCAAGCCCCCAUCUCCAGUUGCACGGCUCCACAAGGGAUGUCCGGCUCCCUCCCCCAGUGGGCAGGACCUCCUUCUCAAGGGGGCUUUGUGGGAGGGCCCCCAGGGUCUGCCCCUUACCCUUUUGCCUAUGUGCCAGCAGGUACGGCUCCCUUCCGGCCUCCUUUCUCAGGCCCUCAGGCCCAACCUGGCUUCCCAUCGCAGGGACCAAUCCAUCCACCCUCCGAUCGCCCUGCUUGCUUGCAAACGAUGUCCAACAUGCUACCCUCACAGCAGCAGCAGCAGCAGCAGCCAAUGCCCCACUUCCUGCCCCAGACCCAGCAGCCACAGCCAGCCUUUCCACAACCGUACCCAUCUCAGCCUUCAGGCCGACCGGGGCUCCCGAAUCCGGUCGCCACACAUCCCGCUAGCCAAGGACACCUCCCACAUCAGCUGGGACCUCAACAUUAUCAGCUGCCACCGCGAGACCCACUGCCGCCCCAUUCAGGGAACCUCGCCUUCUCCGCCCCGGCCCCAAGAAGCAUGAUGGGCCCCGUCCAGCAGGUCCCCCUUCACCGUCACGGUGCUGCAGCACCCCUGGCGUUUACUCCAACGUCGGCCCAGAUCCCGGGAGUCCCCGUAGGGUUGGCCGGCCCUCAGCCACCGCCUCCAGUUAGCCAUCCUCCCCUCCAACACGUUCCUCCUGCCCCGAGUUCUGUCGGAGGGGCUGUUCCCCCACCGGCUCCCUCUCCUCGCCCCUCCAUGACCCUCCCACCUCCCUGCCUCUUGCCCUCCCAAAUGCCCCCCUCCUCGCUGACUCCCGGCCCCCCGUCCUUGCCCCACGCGGCCUCCGAGGUCCCCUUCCAGCGCCCGAGCUCCUCGACCGAUGACCUGCUCUCCUCCAGCCCCGAGAGCCAGCAUGGGGGUCCCAAGGCCCCCGUCGGGCAGCCCCUCCUUCAACCCACCAAGGCCGAUGCCAAGGACGGCUUGAAGCCCAAAGCCGUCCAGCUGAUCGAGAACGACCCGUACGAGAAACCGGAGCGUCUUUGGCGCCUCCUGUCCGAGCUAGAACGUUUCCAACAAGGGGUAUCCCGGUUGGAGAAGACCCCCGCGCCAGGCACGGUCAGCGAGCUAGACAAUAUCUGGAAAGAGCUUCAGGACACCCAGGAGAAGGAUGCGCGGCAGCUGUCAAUCGCCAUCGCGCGUUGUUACACCAUGAAGAACCGACACCAGGACAUCAUGCCGUACGACCGGAACCGAGUGAUCCUUCAGUCGGGCAAGGAUGAUUACAUUAAUGCCAGCCGUAUUGAGGAUCUCUCCUGCUACUGCCCCACCAUUAUCGCCACGCAGGCCCCGCUCGUGGGCACCGCCUCGGACUUCUGGCUGAUGAUCUACGAGCAGAAAGUCUCCCUUGUGGUCAUGCUGGUCUCGGAGCAGGAGAUGGAGAAGCAAAAAGUGGUACGAUACUUCCCAACGGAGCGAGGCCAGCCCAUGGUCCACGGCCCCAUCACCCUGGUCCUCACCAGCCUGAAGGCCACCCCUACCCACCUGGAGAGGAUGAUCACGCUGCAGUUCUGUGAUCAGAGUCUCAAACGGACUGUUAUCCACCUUCAGUUUUCCUCUUGGCCAGAGCUGGGCCUGCCGGACAGCAAAGGAAACCUACUUCGGUUCAUCCAGGACGUCCACAGCCAUUACCUACAUCAGCGCCCCCUCCACACCCCCAUUGUGGUCCACUGCAGCUCCGGCGUGGGCCGCACAGGCGCCUUCUGCCUCCUCUACGCUGCCAUGCAGGAGGUGGAAGCCGGCAACAGCAUCCCGGAUUUGGUUCAGCUGGUGAAGCGCAUCCGUCAGCAGAGGAAACACAUGCUGCAGGAGAAGGUCCACCUCAGGUUUUGCUACGAGGCGGUGCUGAAACACGCCGUGCAGGUGCUGCAGAGACACGGCGUGAUGGCUGCGCCUUCUGCCAGCAAACCGGCCAGCAGCGGCACCCAAAAGGUGUAUCUCCAGCAGGACCCCCAAGAUCUGGUCUUGGGGGGUGACGUCCCCAUCAGCUCCAUCCAAGCCACCAUUGCCAAACUCAGUAUCCGGCCUCUCCCGGGCGGCGCCGAGCCUCCCCCCAAUGGCCGAGGGUUGGAGGUGGGACCCUCUCUGCCCCCCUUUGAUGCCGCACUCCUGCCGGCAUCAUCUGCUGCUACUCCGCGAAACUUUCCCGAGCCGGGCUGUGUGGAGAGCACUCCGGGGUUUUCUCCGCCGGUCACACCUGCUCCGGCGUUGCCCGAGACAAUGGCGGCUUCGACCGUCGAGAAGAGCAGCUCCAUGGAAGAAGAGAGAAGUGAGGAGAAGGUGGAGAGUGUUCCGAGGGUAGAGCCAUUGGCGCCUACACAGGCCCUGCCUACCUCCUCCUCCUCCUCUUCCUCCUUGGAGCUCCUGGCUUCGCUCACCCCGGAGGCCUUUACCAUGGACAAUGCACUUAAGGGCCGACACAAAGUGAGCAAGCAGAGUUUCCUCCAGCCACAAAACGGGGAGGGUCUGCGAGGAGCCCUUCCCAGUGAUGACCCUCUCAGCAAGCUGGAUCCCCUCUGGACCCUCAACAAAACCUGAGUGGAUGCAACAGUGGCCCCCUCUCCAUCCUCCUAGACCUAACUUCCUCGUUUCUGGUGGAGUUCCGGCAAGACGGCGGUAUCUCGGUCAGAGACCGGCCAUCCCAGGUACGCCAUGCUGCCUCUGGAACACUCUUGCCGUGCUUAAGGGUUGUUGAAGACCCGGCAACACGGUGAUUCCGGACACUCGGAACGGUUACUGGUUGCCUUUUCAUCCCGCCUCCUUUCAGCCCCAACCAGGGCCACCGACCGGGACCGGGCGCCUGUUACGGUUCGCCUUGAUGGCAGGGCAGUUGAGCCGAGAGCAAAACUGUGACGCCAGCCGGCUUCCUUACGCCCGCUCAAAGCUUUAGGGGCUGAUGGGAGGGGGGAGCACGGACGGUUCAGCGGUUCAAUACGCACACUCACCCCGCGGCCGUACUCUCACCUUAGUCUCCUGUUUUAUGGCGGGUAAACUUGGGACAAGCCACUAAAGGCUGGGGUCUCCUACACUACCGGUUUCUCAUUCCUUCCCCCUCCCCCCCUAACAGUUGGUAGGACUUGAGAUGAUCCAGUUGAUCCUGCCAAAUUGGGGAGGAGGGAAGCAGGGAUCCCCAGUUAAAUGCGAAAGCCUUGGUUGACUCUCGGUGGAAUCUGGCAUUUUGUUUCCUCCCCCCCCGGUUUCCUUAUAUGGCCAGAUACGGUUUCCCAAAGGUUGUUUUUCUGUUGUGUACCCCCCACCCACCCUUGAAAUGCCCAGGCCCCUGAUUCAGGGCCCUGGGAGUCCCCUGCUGUUUGGGCCACCCUCCGUCCAAUGAUGCUGAAUAUUGAGCCACAUGGGCUACGGAACCUGCUUUAACAGCUAUCGAAAAAUGGGUGCAGACGGUGUUUCCCCCAAAGCAGGCGUCCCACACUCCAAGGAAUGGGGGACAGCGGGACAACUAAAACGAGCUCCCCCUCUCCCUCAAGACAGAAAAGGAUGGGGAAGAGACUGGCUGCUUUCUGCCCCAAAGAACAUUGAUAAUGUUGCAGGUUCCACCAACCAUUGCUUUGCCUUGACCAUUCUUGGAAAAUAUUUAUAAUUUUUCUUUUCUUCUUUCUUCUGUACAAAUGUUAAUAUCGGCUUCUGAUUUUAAAACUUUCAGUGUAACUUAAGAACCAAACUUUUUCAGUUCUUUGCUACGAAAGCAAAUAAAGGGGGCGUUGGAGAUGG